AUGGCAAGCUACGGCAAGCCUCAGCGGCGACACCGCCGGCCUGCAGCGCGCUGUCAGGAACAACGGCCCGUCGAGCCCGUGUCUGUCUGGCUGUCGCUCGGUAUGCUGGAAGGCGACGAUGAAACACCCGCGGCUUGGAAAACGGUUGUCCAGGAGGGUAGGACGGACUAUGCUGAUCGUAGGGCGCAUCUGCUGCGCUUCAUUGAGCACCCCGAGGCACUGGCCGAACUCAGCAUCGAUCCCUUGGCUGAUGAUCCCGAUUCGCCUUGGAAUACUGUGCGCCAAGACGAGAUAAUCCGGUCAGAGAUCCGUCAAGAUGUCCAGCGUCUUCCCGACGACGCCGACUAUCACCAUGAUAGGAUGCAGUCCAUGAUUCUAGACAUCCUCUUUGUCUACUGCAAAGUCAAUCCAGAUCGGGGUGGCUACCGUCAGGGAAUGCACGAGUUGCUGGCGCCAAUUGUUCACGUCGUUCAACAGGAUGCCGUCAGUCGAUCUGCCAUCACCCCAGAGACUUCCGAUGAGGAAAUGCUUGACCUUCUCGACGCCGCCUUUGUGGAGCAUGACGCAUACACUCUGUUUUCGCGCCUCAUGGAGAGCGCGCAGGCGUUCUACGAGGUCAAGGAUGCACCAGAUUCUGCAACGGGCGCAUCGAAGAAUGGUUACGUGGAGCAGCGAUCUGCCAUUGUCGAACGGAGCAAACACAUCCACGAGGUUUGCCUGCAAAAGGUUGAUCAAGAGCUUGCCAAUCAUCUGCAAAACAUAGAAAUCCUUCCUCAAAUAUUUCUUAUCCGAUGGAUUCGACUGCUCUUCAGCAGAGAGUUUCCCUUUGACCAGUUCCUCGUUUUGUGGGACACCCUGUUCGCCAUAGAUCCAUCCCUCGACCUGAUAGAUCUCAUCUGCUGUGCUAUGCUCGUCCGAAUUCGAUGGCAAUUAUUGGAGGCCGAUUAUUCAGUUUGCCUUCAGCUUCUGUUAAAGUACCCCCCACCCGAACAGCCGCAUGGGCCACACACGUUUGUGGACGAUGCUGUGUAUCUUCGCAAACACAUGACAGCGGCGGGAGGAGCUGUUUUGAUACAAAAAUACACGGGACGAGUGCCAGAUCUCUCUGAGAAAUCACUGCGGCCACCGAUGAGCACAGCCAAUUCUCAGAGGCCGGGCUUCGCUGGCCAGAGAAGGCCCAGUUCAAGACCCUCACUGCCGUCGCCGUCCAGAUUCAUUCAACAACAGGGAGGGGUUGAGUCCCUGUUUCAAGGUGCCGCAAAAGGCGCCAAAGGGGUGCUGGAGCGAGGCGAGAAGCUCGGUAUCAACCAGGCCGUCAGAGAUGCAAUGGUAGAAAUUCGGCGCAACGUGCAGAGUUUUAACGAGUCACGGCAAGUCCAACGCACGCCACGGCAGGUUCUUAGCGAGCAUGGCGCCGCCAAGGCCCUUGCUGCCAUGGAGGGGAGGAACAAACAGCUGGCAAACCUUCUGAACGAGGCUGUGACUGAUCUCAAGGCUAUGUCACUGUCGGGCGUGGAGGCCAAAGACAAGAGCCAAGAGCUGCUCGAGGUCGUGGCUGCUAAGAUUCAGUUCGUUCAGGUAUACCUAGAAGAUCCAUCCAUGGAGGUUCCUAGCUUCAACGCCGGGACAGCCAAGGAACCGGAAGCACAGGACGAUGCUGCGCAACCAAAGACUACUGGACCUGCCCUGCAGACGUCAGAGUCCGAGAUUGAUGCCGAGCCAGGGAGCACCGAGUCCACGCCAGGACCACAGAAGGCUCACGAUGCGACAGACUCAAACGCGGCGCAGGGCAGCACGACGCAGCUGCCGGAGGACGAAGCUUCGGAAUCUUCUGUUCCAGAAGGAUCUCUUGCUGCCAAGCCAGAGCCUAUCAGCAAAGUAGCAGCACUUACACGACCGGCAGCUAUUCCGACACGCUCGACGCUUGCUCAGUCGUCCUUUUCAUGGAUGUUGGAACCAGAUGAGUCUGUGCCAGCUCGGGCCAUCCCAGCAGCAGGCAGAUCUCCGCAACUUCAGCACAAGAAAAGGUCGUCCAACAAUGCCAGCCGCGAGCGCAAUGCGUUCUUGUUUGGCGAAGGCAAUACAGAGUCCGAAAGCAAUGGUUCACGAAAGCCGGAUAAUAUAUUCGGCUUGGAGCCGCUGGAGAGGCCUCAAGGACAUUCAUAA
Purpureocillium lilacinum is the source of this 2166-nucleotide messenger RNA. RefSeq lists its product as uncharacterized. NCBI's taxonomy places the organism in Eukaryota, Fungi, Ascomycota, Sordariomycetes, Hypocreales, Ophiocordycipitaceae. Gene Ontology annotation, biological process: activation of GTPase activity. The record is from RefSeq and is a predicted model, not a curated record. Gene Ontology annotation, molecular function: GTPase activator activity.